CUCGCUGACCGCGCCGCUGGUGAGACGCAGAAGGUCCGCGCUUCCCCAUCCACAGCAUCCACGCAGCAGAACUGGCGACCAUGGCAGGCAACAAGAAAGCCCAGGAGGCGGCAGCCGAGGACCUGGGGGCGCUGCUGGACGCGGAGGACGGCGCGACGGUGACGCUGGUGGCGGGGCGGACGCGGCUGGUGGUGCACCGGGCCGUCCUCGCAGCCAGGAGCCCCGUCUUCGAAGCCAUGUUCCGCCACGACACGCUGGAGGCCAGCAGCGGCGUGGUGAGCAUCGCGGACGUGGAGGGCCCGGCGCUGAGGCAGCUGGUGGCCUACGUGUACACGCUGCGGGCCCCCAGCGCGCCCGGCACGGCUGGGCAGCUGCUAGCGGCCGCCGACAAGUACGGCCUGCUGGAGCUGAAGGCCCACUGCGAGCGGCAGCUGUCCGCCGAGCUGGCCGUGGAGAGCGCGGCGGCCACGGCGGUGCUCGCCGUCAGGCACUGCUGCCCCAGACUCACCGAAGUGGCGGUCGCCUUUGUCGAGGCCAACUCCCAGGUCUUGGCCACACAGGGCUGGGCUGACGCGGUGCGCAGCCACCCUAAAGAUGUUGUCGAAGUGAGUCGGCUGAUUGCUGCGACUUCAGCGAGAUCCAGACAAUCUCUCAGCAGCACUGCUACCUCCUGGCUCCCACACGAAAACGCCCGCUCACACAGUGCCUUUCUGUGCAGUGCGGCAGCCACUAAUAGGAGGAGCCACAACCCGGGCCCGCAGCCAAACAGCGACCGCGGCGGAACUCCUGCCACAGCUGCGCUGCCCGUGACUUCCCGUAACACUCCUCCGUCUAAUGACGCCACCGCCUCUCGCAUGUGGAGUCUUUCUGGAGAGGAGAAAGCCAGGAGGCUGAAGCAGGCAGCUAAGUCGGGAUCAGUGCAUGAACUGCGAGCGUUGCUGUCUGCGGGUGCAGAUGUGGAUGCGGGGGACAGACGUGGGUGGACAGCCCUGUACUGUGCGGCACUGGAGGGACACGUGGAGGCUGUGAGGAGUCUGUUGGAAGGUGGUGCAGACGUGGUUGCCAGAGACAAGUGGCAGAGCACGCCUCUGCACUGUGCCGCCUGCUGGGGCCAUUCGACUGUGGUGUGGCUUCUUCUGGCAGCCUCGGCAGACCCUAACGCAAGGGAUCAGUGGCGGCAAACUCCGCUGCACUGGGCAGCGAUGAAUGGCCAUGCAGAGUCAGUAGCCGAGCUGCUCGAGGCGGGAGCCGACAAAGAGGCUAGGGAUGAGGAGGGGAACACCCCCGUGGACCUUGCCAGGCUGUUCGGCAAGCAGCAGGUCGUCGAGAUGCUGAAGUAAUGUUAACAUAAUGUUAGUAAAACAAAUAAAAUUUGGUACAAGACUUUUUAUAAUUUUUAAAGUAAAGAGUAUAAACAAUUAAUACCUUUGUCACUCAUUUGCCGCACACCAUUACCAAGUACAUAUAACUGCUCUAGUAACUUCUCAACAAGCACGACAACAAGAGAUACCCGUAAACUAAUGUAAGCAAACUUCCUUUUGAGGAAACAAUUAAAAUAAUUUUCUUGAGCAAAUAUUGUAAAAGUCAACAAUAAUUCUAAAAUACUUCCUUCAUUACCAAUAAACACCAGUUUUGUGCCUAAAAUGUCAGUUUCUACUAGUGCAUAGAAUAUUCACACAACUUACAGGUAUGAAGCAGUGUGAUGUCUCAGACAAUUGAGAAGUGUGGUGGACUGUGGGCGUAAUUGGCUUUACGCCCUUUCUCAGGCA
Schistocerca cancellata (South American locust) is the source of this 1769-nucleotide messenger RNA. RefSeq names its product poly [ADP-ribose] polymerase tankyrase-1-like. Bases 81 to 1340 code for a protein of 419 amino acids. The transcript is spliced from 4 exons. The record is from RefSeq and is a predicted model, not a curated record. Gene Ontology annotation, molecular function: protein binding. Lineage: Eukaryota; Metazoa; Arthropoda; Insecta; Orthoptera; Acrididae.